AUGUGUUCAAGAAUAAUUCUCCGUCGUAUGAUUCAAUAUAAUAUUCUUUCUCGAAAAUAUAAUUCUACAUUAUCAAACGAUAAUUUUGUUCGUAUAUUUGAAGUUGGUCCUCGUGAUGGUUUACAAAAUGAAAAAAUUCAAGUACCAACAUCAAUUAAAAUUGAAUUCAUUAAUCGUUUAAGUCAAACUGGUCUUAAAUAUAUUGAAGUAACUAGUUUUGUUUCUCCUAAAUGGGUACCACAAAUGAGUGAUCAUGUUGAAGUACUUGCUGGUAUUGAUCGAAUACCUGGUAUUUGUUAUUCAGCUCUAACACCUAAUGUUCAAGGUAUAAAUAAAGUUGUUUCAUUGGGAAAAAAAGGUGUUGAUGAAGUUGCAAUAUUUUCGGCUGCAUCAGAAACAUUUUCAAAGAAAAAUAUUAAUUGUUCAAUUGAAACAUCACUACAACGUUUUAAUGAUGUUGUCAAAAUUGCACGUGAAAAAGAUUUACCUGUACGUGGUUAUGUAUCUUGUGUAGUUGGUUGUCCUUAUGAAGGUAAAAUAAAGCCAUCACAAGUUGUGCCUAUUAUAAAAAAAUUACUCGAUAUGGGUUGUUAUGAAAUAUCACUUGGUGAUACAAUUGGUGUUGGUACACCGAAAUCUAUUUAUGAUUUACUUAAAGAAAUACAAUCAAAUGAUAUUCCAUCAAAUAAAUUAGCUAUUCAUUGUCAUGAUACAUAUGGACAAGCUAUUGCUAAUAUUACACAAGCAUUAGAUAUGGGUAUACGUUGUAUUGAUUCAAGUGUUGCUGGUCUUGGUGGAUGUCCAUAUGCUAAAGGUGCAACAGGAAAUGUAGCAACAGAAGAUGUUAUUUAUUUAUUAGAUGGACUUGGUUAUGAAACAGGUGUUGAUCUUAAUCGUUUGAUUGAUGCUGGUCAAUUUAUUACGGAAGCAUUGAAACGAGAGAAUGGAUCAAAAGUUGCACGAGCACUUUUAUGUAAACAACAAGGUGAAACCAAAACAACAGUAAAGAGUAAUCAAACUUAA
Messenger RNA from Rotaria sordida, 1023 nucleotides. The record is from the annotation of a GenBank genome assembly. Lineage: Eukaryota; Metazoa; Rotifera; Eurotatoria; Philodinida; Philodinidae.